Callorhinchus milii (elephant shark) is the source of this 375-nucleotide messenger RNA. RefSeq names its product thioredoxin-like. The coding region runs from base 1 to 375 and encodes 124 amino acids. The transcript has a single exon. The record is from RefSeq and is a predicted model, not a curated record. NCBI's taxonomy places the organism in Eukaryota, Metazoa, Chordata, Chondrichthyes, Chimaeriformes, Callorhinchidae.
AUGGGGGACGAAGCCAAAGCCUUGGGUGGAGGUGGGACACAUGGGGAGACCAAAAUGGCACUGAGGCCCAUCAAGACGAAGAAACAGCUGGACACCCUGUUGGGGGAGGAAGACGAGAACCUCAUCGUGGUCUUCUUCGCGGCCAAGUGGUGUGGCAACUGUACCAGCAUCAAGCCAUUCCUCAGGCAACGUUCUCAGCAGCAUCCCAACGUGGUCUUCGUGGAGGUCGACGUGGAUGAGUCGGAGGAACUGGCCCGAGGGUCGGGGAUCACCUGUAUGCCCACCUUUCACUUCUACAAGUGCCAGACCAAAGUGGGGGAGUUCUCAGGAACCAAGAGGGAGAAGCUGGACCGUCUGAUCAUGGAUCUCAAAUAA